Molecule: messenger RNA, 915 nt
Organism: Pocillopora damicornis (cauliflower coral)
Lineage: Eukaryota; Metazoa; Cnidaria; Anthozoa; Scleractinia; Pocilloporidae
Molecular function (GO): oligosaccharide binding
Source: RefSeq, a predicted model, not a curated record
AUGUGGAAAGCCAAGGAGUAUAAGUACAUCCGUCAGAAGGUACCUGUGAUGUCCAGCGAGCUGCUGCUUUAUCUUGAUUUGAUCCUCAUAAUAAGUAUGGCAAUGUUUUGCCAAACUUUGAAGCAAUGCCAUCCGUCUAUAUACUCAGUGUACGGCCAUUACCUCUCUCGUCAUGAAGUAUUGACAACCGUUUCUUCCAGUUUCUCCGAGUGUGUUACGAUUUGCUCUAUUUACAUCCGCUGUAGAAGUUUGAACUUUCGCCUGGGGGACAAGUCAUGUGAGUUAAAUGACUCAGACCAAUAUACUCAUCCUGAGGAUUAUGGACCGAGGGCAGGAUCUGUGUACAUGGACACUCCUAAUGGACACAGAAAUGUUCAAAAAAUUGGCUUCAAGUCCUGCGGAGAAAUACACCAGGAAUGGCCUCAGGUUAACAGUGGAUAUUUUUGGAUAAAAAUCGGAGACAGAGACGCACAAGUGUAUUGCGAUAUGGAAAAUUAUGGUGGAGGCUGGACCUUAGUUGUGAGUAUCAGUUCUAAGAAUAACGAUCAUCUUCAGAGAACUGCUAACAACUGUCUCAACUCCAUAUUGUGUGUGCCUUUUUCGGACAAGAAUAUCACAAGCCGGAAACUGGGCGACGAGGACUUACAUAAAAUGACAAAUACAGAAGGAACGUUUAGAGUGGACAUAUUGAGGAAUAAUGGAAUUUUUACGACUUAUUUCCAGAUACCCAGUGGACCGGAAAAAUUCAACUCAACCUGCAGCUGGGGAAAUUGUCCGCGAAUUAUUGUUUCUCAUUCUUACCCAUAUACUUGGGAGACGAACCACUGCACAAGUAUUGACGUGGGAUAUCACAUUCACCCCUCCAGGCCAGGUUCUGUGGUAUUUGAGGGUGCAUUGAAACUAACUCCUAAGUAG